AUGGCUUCCAAGUUUGGUGAGAGGCAGGUGGGAAGACACCAGGACUACUCAGUGGCCAUCUUCUCCUGGCUCAUGUGCUCUAUUACAGAAUACUUUCUGCAUAGGGACCCCAGCCCCGACCCUCUGACUGAGCUCUCUCACAGUGCCUCCUGGUGGGCUGACAAGGAAGAGUACAAACACCAAGGACACAUGCUCAGGAAGCAGAUAAAAGAGAGUGAUGAACAUAUGGCCCGGCUUCAAGACCUGCUGCGAUGUGAACAGGCCAAAUGCACCCGCAUGCAGCUGCGGUGUAACCGCCAAGAUGUAGAGCUGAAGCGUCGAGAGCAGCUCAGCAACAGAUUGAAGGAGCGAUUGUCACAGCUGACUGAUAGACACCGAGAGAAGGGACCCUCCAUCGAGGUGCUGAACUUUCCACCUGGAGCUCGAGGCAAAAGAGAACAGCCAGUCAAAUCUUUGAGGCCCAGUGCAAAACGAGAAGAAACAACACUACGUGUGAUGUUGGAGCGCAGAGAGGCAGAGCUCAGAGAGGCGAUGAAGCUGCGCCACAACCUCACCACUUUACUUCAUGCACUCAGAGUCGACAUGGAGCGGGUGAGGAAAGAAUGAAGAGCCUUUUCCUGUGCUGGUCAAUAAACAGCAUCAGAUGAGGCCCAAAAUGAAGACAUGAGGCUGGAUGAAGCUGAGGUGGCCCUUGGUGACCAUGUGACGGGAGGUGUGGUUCAGGGUUGGAAAUUGGUGCAGAGGAGACUGUGCGAGGUCUUAUCUGAAGGCCACACUGGUGUUGGUACGGACCAUGACAAGCUCCUGGCUCAACUAGAAACCGAACUGAAGGCGAGUCAACAACUUGUCAAACUACAACAACAAAUGUUGCAGGAUAGCCUCAUGUCACCUGUCCCCUCUGAGCUGGCUGAUUCCUAUUAUUUAGAAGAGUGGGAGCGCCUUCAGAUGCGCUGGGCAGAGCUCGAACAUCAGAGGAGAACUUUUGAGAGGGAGAGGCAGUCAUUCACCGAUGCUGCAAUACGGUUGAGCCAUGAGCGUCGUGAUUUUGAGCAACAGAAGGCUUUUCUCCUGAGGCAGCAGUAUUUAUGUGACUCGCCUCAGUCUGGUAAAGAAGCCCUCAGUGAGUAUGAAGUUCUGUCACUGUUAUUUCACUCAUAAAUCCAUAGAAACACUGUGUAUUUGACUCAAGAUUUCUCAGGUUUGGUGCCCAACAGCAUCUCUGGCUGUCUUCCUAUUACGCCAUCGUCCACCAAGUCGGGGGCCACUUCUGUUUCAGGAUUACAUCAGGGAAGAAUCAGAGUUCAAACCCCCAGCACUCCUGAGCUCUACUCUGCCCUCAACCUGUCAUACAACUGUCGAGCCAGAGAUGGUGAUCACCAGUCGGAGACAUGGGAUGGCAGGGCAGACAGGAUGAUGCACCGACCUACACACUUGGACUGGUCAUUUUAA
Scomber japonicus (chub mackerel) is the source of this 1449-nucleotide messenger RNA. Its product is annotated as afadin- and alpha-actinin-binding protein A. NCBI's taxonomy places the organism in Eukaryota, Metazoa, Chordata, Actinopteri, Scombriformes, Scombridae. The record is from RefSeq and is a predicted model, not a curated record. The transcript has 11 exons.